AAGGAACUCAAAAGCAGAAGAGACAGAGCAAUGAGCACGACUCGCUCCCUUACCUAACCACCCUCCCACCAGGCAUCAACCAAACCAGACCCAUCACAAUCACAGCCGUGACGGCUAAAUUGACAGAUAAACCUCUUCGGUCCUAAUUGAUUUCUUAGGAUUUUCUUACUGAUAAUUUGAAAAAGGACACAACUUUUAUCUACAAUCGCUACAGUAGUUACCAACCCAGAGUCAGAUGCUAUAUAAAUGCUGAUGCUCAAUCUCUUUUGAUUCAUAUUUCAGAGUUGUUGGGUUUUCUCUCUUUUUUCUCCAAAUCCAAAUAAGAUCCACCAACCCUCCCAUUCCUUCAAACUUCAAAGAUACUCUGUACAAUGGCUGGUCCUUUGAAUAUAACUAAUAUUCCAUAACAGAGCAUAUUGCGUCAACGUUAGCUCGUUUCGUGUUCUCUUUCCCUUUUGCUUUCACUAUUCAAUCUUCUUCUUCAAUGGGGUGCUGUUGAAUUCAUUGCCAAAUAAUUCCCACCAACUGCUCAAUCUAUCUUACCAACAUUGCUUGGGUCUCACUCUUUUGAUUUUUUGUUCAAAUGGGAACUGUUGGAAUAUUUGACAGAUCGACUCUGAUUUGUGCUCCAUUGGUGGCUCAAUCCGUUGAGCAAAUGGUGAUUGACAUGAAGCAGGCGAAGGCAGAAGGUGCGGACGUGGUUGAAGUCAGGUUGGAUUAUAUAAAGAAUUUCCAGCCUCGCCAAGACCUUGAAAUUAUCCUCAGAAAUAAGCCAUUGCCAGUCAUGAUCGUCUAUCGGCCAAAGUGGGAAGGUGGUCAGUAUGAAGGCGAUGAGCACAUGCGGGUGGAAACACUUCAGUUAGCCAAAGAACUGGGAGCUGAUUACAUCGAGUUUGAGCUCAAGGUGGCUUCAGAUCUUAAGGGAGAGCUGAGAAUGAACCAUCACAGUGGUAGCAAAAUUAUUGUUUCAUGCUAUGUGAAUAGUAUGGCUUCUUUAGAAGAAGACCUGAACCAUCUUGUCGCAAGCAUGCAAACAACUGGAGCAGAUAUCAUCAAACUUGUUACAAAUGUAACUACUAUUACAGAAAUACCAAGAAUUUUUCAUCUGCUCUCACGUUGCCAGGUGCCACUAAUUGCAUACUCUGAAGGCGAAAGAGGUCUUAUAAGCCAGUUACUGUGUCGAAAAUUUGGUGGUUUUCUAGUCUAUGGAUCUAUCAAAGGAAAUUCAGAUCCGGGUCUGCCUACUUUAGACGGCCUUAUACAGGCUUACAAGGUUGACAAUGUAAAUGCAGAUACUAAAAUUUUUGGGCUCAUCUCCAAACCAGUUGGCCACAGCAAGGGCCCCCUGCUGCAUAAUCCUACGUUCAGGCAUGUGAACUAUAAUGGAAUAUAUGUCCCAAUGUUUGUCGAUGAUCUCAGGGAUUUCUUUAGUGUCUAUUCAAGCGCUGAGUAUGCUGGAUUCAGUGUUGGGUUUCCAUACAAAGAAGCUAUAAUUGGGUUCUGUGAUGAAGUCCACCCACUUGCUCAGGCCAUAAGUGCUGUUAAUACUAUUAUAAGGAGACCUAGAGAUGGGAAGCUCAUUGGUUAUAAUACAGACUGUGAGGCUUCAAUAACUGCAAUUGAAGAUGCUCUUAAAGAACAGGGAUGCACUAAUGGGGAAGCAUCUUUCAGUUCUCCUCUUGCUGAGAAACUAUUUGUGCUAGCUGGUGCUGGAGGUGCAGGAAGAGCCUUAGCAUUUGGUGCCAAAAGUAGAGGGGCACGGGUGCUUAUUUUUGACAUUGAUUUUGACAGAGCAAAGUCUCUUGCUUGUGCUGUAUCUGGUGAAGCUCGGCCUUUUGAAGAUAUAGUUAACUUCCAGCCAAGUAAAGGAGCAAUCCUUGCAAAUGCAACACCUUUGGGGAUGCAUCCAAACACAGACCGAAUUCCUGUAUCUGAGGCGACCUUGGCGGAGUACCAGCUUGUCUUUGAUUCCGUUUACACACCUAGAAAGACCAGGCUAUUAAAAGAUGCUGAGGCUGCAGGAGCCAUCAUUGUGGGUGGAGUUGAAAUGUUCCUCCGGCAGGCCAUUGGCCAGUUCAAUCUCUUCACAGGUGGAGAAGCACCUGAAGAGCUCAUGCGGAAGAUCAUCUAUGCAAAGUUCUGAUGUAAUGCAUCAAACAGAAAAUGUUGCAAUAUGUACUGUUAUGCACCCACUAUUUAUUGAUGGAAUCUGCAUAAUCGAGUAAUUUGCAUUGCUUUAAGUAUUGAGUCAUUACAUUUAUUUCCAUUCUUGAUCAAGUUAAUUUACUAUUUU
This is a messenger RNA of Corylus avellana, 2293 nucleotides long. NCBI's taxonomy places the organism in Eukaryota, Viridiplantae, Streptophyta, Magnoliopsida, Fagales, Betulaceae. The record is from RefSeq and is a predicted model, not a curated record.